Messenger RNA from Capsaspora owczarzaki ATCC 30864, 5878 nucleotides. RefSeq lists its product as hypothetical. Lineage: Eukaryota; Filasterea; Ministeriida; Capsasporidae. The coding region runs from base 24 to 5858 and encodes 1944 amino acids. Gene Ontology annotation, biological process: positive regulation of gene expression; regulation of transcription by RNA polymerase II. Gene Ontology annotation, cellular component: mediator complex; transcription regulator complex. The transcript is spliced from 5 exons. The record is from RefSeq and is a predicted model, not a curated record.
CAUCGCUUCCCCCCCCCCAUUCGAUGCAGGCUGCUGCGCUUGAUGCCUUCCGCGCACAAGCCAAAAGCAUCCUCCUACAGCACGACGCUGUGGAUGCGAGAUGGCUCAGCAGCCAAGCUCAGCAGCAGGCUCAGCACGCUGGUCAUCAUCGCAGUCAGCCCAAGCACCCAUCGUCCGUUCUCACGGUGUCGAGCAAGACAGAUGCUGCUGCUCCCACUACUACUACUGCUGGUGGUGGUGGUGGUGGUGGUAAUGGUGCUGGUGGGAUGAGCACCCAGCCACAGCGAUCGCAGACGCUCCAUUCGCUGCGGCGCGGCUCGUUUGACGGCUUGGCAGCAGACUUCCAGCCACAGCGCACAGCGAUCGCUGCGACUGCGAUGCGUAAUGCUCAUGCUAAUGCUCAUACUAAUGCUAGUGCCAAUGCUGCGAACGGAUCCAUCUUUGCGUCGGCGUACGCGAACGCCGUCAACGCGAGCGAAGCCACUCAAGGAUCCUCGCUCAGUGCAAUGCACAUUGACAGUGCUACUACUGCAACUACUGCUAUGCCGUCAUUAUCGCGACGAGCUUCGCGUCAGACUGCUCAGCAUAAUCAUGUAACAAGCAGCAGCAUGAACGAAUUCAAGAGCACUUCGAGCCAAGAAAGUCUCGUACAAGUCGAGGCAAUUGCUCGUGCUGCGCGAGUCUGCGUCGAGACGGGCUCCCCGCUGUCAACAUCCACGAUGGAGCGAAGUACCGCGCAACAAAAGACCCUUCGUGUGAUGCAGGACCUCUUGUUUGAGUUUGGCGACAAACGCGCGGCGCUUUCCGUCCUCACCGAAGCCCUGAUCCGGUGCACCCUUCGCGAUGCCACGUUUUCCGUUUCCGAGGUCGUUUUGGGCCUGACCAUCAGUGCUGAGCAAGCUCUUCCUGACCUGUGGAUUGCGAUAUAUGCCAUUAUAACCCGCCUUGCGCCUUAUUGCUCGAUGCGAGACGCACAUUCUGUUUUACGACACAUCAUUAAAACCUUGUACCGCAUGCCACAUCGGCUCUCCUGGCGACAGGCAGAAUGCGCGUUCGUGGGCAAGCAAGCAGCCGCCGUGGUGCUGCGAUGGUUGCUGCCAAGCUACGUCUCGUUCCAUGAACUCCGCACAACGCUGCACUCGAGCGACCGUGCUUACGCCGCAGCUGCAGUCACGCCGCAGAUUCAUGCUGCUCGUCUUGCUGCCACGACACGGGCAGCGACUACCAGUAUAGAGAUGGAUGCGGAUGGCACGUCGUUUGUAACGACAAGCGUGGCUGAUGCUCAAUCGUUUCCCUCGCAUCCGAUCGCCCUCAAGACUCAGGCCGCGACGCCUGCAAUGCCUUUUGCUCCCGAAAAGUUUGGCCUCGCGACACAUUGGAUUGCUGACGACCUCACUUCAGGAUUGGUCUCCAAGUUUGAGGAUUUGUCGUUGUGUCUUUCCUUCUUUCAUCUCCCAUUCUGCACACCGAUCACUGGAUUCUCGUCUGCCCAGUCAUGGCAGGUUGCACUGAUGAGCGACCCCAACGCAGAGCACCCGGGCAGAAAUGCCUUUGUCACUCCUGCAUCUGCGCGUCUCCAGCGGUCGCUCGAGCCCGUCUUGCAAGAGGUGAUUAUUCAAACUCUUGCGGGUCACGGUUCCGAGCCCCUCUUGUGGCCUGGAGACCGCACCCUUUUGCGACACAUCACCGCAAAUCAGCUGGUGCCCAUCGUUGCCCGUCUCAUCGCUCUGACGAAUGAUGUGCUGGGUCGUCACCCUCUGAAUCCGCAGGCGUAUCGGGACGAUUCUUCCAACCAUCAUCCCCCACCUCCGCUGACGGAGCAGCAAUUGAAAGAGGACAUUCCGCUGGAGCUGUUUGCGAGAUGGCACGCAUUUUUCGAUUUUUUCUCGGCCAUGGCUUUCACGCAGGUUUGCGACAUGCCACAAUUCAUGGCCAAGGUCGCUCUCGAGCUGAGCGACACCCAUAGUCCCUUUCUCACGUGGCUGAUUGCGCAAACACUGAGCCUCACGUCGACUCGCGAAUCGAUUCUUCGCCGUGAGCACCUUCCUGGCACCACGAUCUCACCUCGCGACUUUUUGCAGCUGCAUAAUUCGCCCGUCACCCACUCUUGCGUACUCCAAGGCCGCGCGAAAAUCGUGCAGAUGAGCUUUUUCAACGCGUUGCGCAAGCUUGAUUCCAAGAGCCUUGCUUCUCGUCCUCCUGAAGAGCUGCUGACGUUGACCGAUUACACGCACACGAGCAAAGUCCCGCUUGAAAAGUUCCCUUCGCUGCCUGUUCUCACGCGCGAGCAACUCCAGGCACUUGUUUUUGCAUCCACAUUGUACACUGAUUCAGCCGAUGCCCUGAUCAUCUAUCUGCAAGAUACGGCCACCAUCGCGCGGGUUCGGGAGCUUGGCUGGCCAUCCGAUCUCGAAAGCGCGGGUGCUGCCGUUCCAGGAGCCGCUCAGCAAGCCAGGCGUUUUGGCGGCCCCAUUCCCCCUGAGGUUUUGGCCGACGAGGAGCUCCGCGAAUGCCUCGAGGCCGGCAUCAAACCUCCCCUUGAACUGCCCAUCCUGGACAUGCUGACCGUUCCCUCUCGAGUGCGCUUGUUCUGGGCGGGUCUCAAAGCUUUCACAGCCGGUGCCUUGACACACCCAGGCAGUAUUGCGCCGGCGCUGUUGGAAACGCUCUACCGUGUCUUGUGUUCCAUAUCCACCGCUGUGGCGACCGUAAUCGGGGAGCCUAAAUCGGACAUGAGUGCAGCCAUUCCAGCCACACUGGUGCAGCUUACCCUUGCGACAAAGACAGUCCCCGAGUCGCAGUCAAUCUACCAUUACAUUGCUUCGUUUUUGGAUUUGUGCUCCUUCCGCAUUCAGCGUCGUAUGCGUGCAUUCCCGCUUCACCUGCAGUACAUGAGCGCCCUUCAAGCGAGCGCGAUGGUGGCCGAGAGCCGUCAAGUCCUGUGUCUGAUCGCCGUUGCGUGUUUGCGAGCAGUCAGUGUUUUGCCCUGCACCAACUUGCUCGAGUUGGGCGCGCUGGGGCAAGAAACGCGCUCUAAAGGCUUGCGCAAUCGCCCAGAGGAACCGCUGCGCCAGUAUCCGUGCUUUCGUUUCCACCCGCUACUCCAGCAGUUCGUGGGGGUCAGCCUUGCUCAAGCGUUUGCCUCGCGUGAUACUGGCUCCAACAGUGAUCCGUUGCGAACCUCCAUGCUCGAUUAUGCCAGCCAUUGCUUUUCGGUCGCUCCCACCAUGGUCAACGCAAGCUUGAUGACAUUGAUGCCGACCGAGUUGCGGGAGUUUUACGCGGAAUCGUCGUCGCAGAAAGUGUUGGCGGCGGUUGCUGCUCUCAGAGUCGAGAUUGCGCGCCAGCACUUUAAAGUCAUGCAGCAAGCGUCCAGUACGCUUGGCCCGAAGCCUGCCAAUGUUUCGGCGACGCCACCGACUCUGGAUCAGCUUGGCGAGCUUGCAACCAAAAUCAACGACUUUGCUGACACGUACCAACCAGAUUCAGCCCUUGUAGCCACGCUCAAGGCCCUCAAUCCCUUGUCUGUCCUUUCCGCGACGCGAGAAGCGACGGAUUUGCAACUCCUCGUCAACCGAUACAACCCAAAUAACAUUCUCAUUACGGGAAGCAACCCGGACGGCGUGACUUUUGAGACGUUGCAGACACACUACCAGCCAGUGUACAACCAGGUCGUGCUGCUUCCAUUGAGUUACACCAUUUUGUUCAAGCUUCGCGCCAAGUCCAAACCAGGCGUCGCGCUGCAUCACCAGAAUGUUUGUCGCCUAUUGGCUCAGUUCCCCGCCCGCUUUAUGCCUGCGUACGUUGACAUUUUCGUCCACUUUGUCCUCGACUUUCUGCAGCGUGCGUUCGGCCCAGCUCAGCGCUCAGAUGCGCCACUGGACCCAGCCAUCAUCGCGCUGCACCUGGACCUGCUCGCAGACUGCAUCUGGCAACGCUGGCUCGUUCCUGCUGACCUUGUGCUCAUGUCCCUGGCUGCGCCGACCAUUGAUGGCGUGCGUGCUGCCAUCGCUUGCCAGUUGCUUGACGGCUUGCUCCAUCGUCCGGAGAUGCAGGAGAGAGCUGAUGCCUUUGUCGCCCUGAAGCUGCCUCACGAGCCAUGGACAUCGCAAUGCUGGACGGUGCGGCUGCGCGAGUACCAAGCCAAGUUUCCAGAAGUGUUUGAUUACGAGUCGCCGGCGGCUCCGUCAACGAGCCCUUCCAUCCAAGUGGUCUUUAGCUGCGCUCCUCUGCGUCAGUUGACCAUCAUGGAGCAAGCCAUUUGUCGGUUUAUCGAACACAACAGGCCUCAGCUUGCGCUCAAUCUGAUUGCUCGCUACCAGCCAUUGCUGCUCUACCACGACAGCAUUUUGAGAUUUGUGGUUACGACACUUUCCUUUUAUUUAGCAGCACCAGGCCUAACCAUGCCGUUGCGCCAGCGACUCCUUUCCCUGGUAGCCGACGGGCGGAUUGCGCCCGCGACACCCGAAAUGUGCGAGUACUUGACUCAAACGUUCUCACCGGCAAGCAGUGACGAGUCGUCAUCCUCGCUUGACGAGGAUGGAAAUCUGAUUGAAGUUCUGCCCAAGUCGUCGCCCGUUUUAUCGCCCAAUCACCACAAGAUUGUGCUGAAACGCCUGGCUCGUGCUGUCUCGGUCUCCGAGGGGGGUUCGCACUUUUUCUCCCUGGACACACCCAUGACUGGACCGUACGACACGCGCUUUACAGAGUACGGCUCGCGGGCGCAAGCGCUGGUACUCGUCACAGUGUGCGAAUUGCUUUGCAUGCCGUCCUUGAGCGAAAGCGUUCCUGCGCUUUGCAAAGCGCUUGUCGACUGCGCGGUCACUGCUUCUGCCGACGUGGCACCCGAACCGUCCCUCAUGUUUGCCAUCGCUCUUGUGUUUGUGAGCUUGCCCAAGGUCUUCCACCACGGUUUGUUGGCGCUUGUGAAAGAUGUCGUUCUUUCCCAUUCCAUGUUUGCCGAGGCAUCCAACACGGCUGGCCUGCACUCGACGCUGGCAGCCACGGCCACCUCGGUUCUUCAUGCACCGCCGCUCGGCACCCAGGCCGGCACGGCACUCGGCAAGGACGACCAGGCUCAUUCCAACAACCAGCAUGCUGCCACGUCAACACGGGACGAACUUGACAUGCUCUUGGAUCAACUGGACAGGCCACAUGCUUGCCCGACCAAUCUACAUGCAUCCACGCGCUGCUCGCAACCCAGCGUCCUUCUCACGAUUCUGCACUUUUACCUGCAUCAAUUGCAUCAAUCGCACCCCUCGGUUGUUGCAUCUCUGACUGCUUUCAUUGGCGACCUCACUCCCCAACUGCGUUCUGUUUCUCAAAUCUGGUACUUGUGUCAAAUUGUGGGGCCUUUUCUUUUUAGAGAGUCCAAUGUGGGCGAGUUGUUGCUUGCACUGUUGAAGGCACUGUGUCAACUCCAUCAGGGUGGCAAGCUCCAUACGGAUUGCUCCCAAUUCGAGUCGGUCAUGGAUUUCAUGUUCCACAUCAAGUACACAUUCCCGCUGGGAGACUGGACUUUUGAUCGUGUGGCAACGAUCAUCACGGCAAUGCCUGCUACCUUGCAACACCAUCUAAGGUUUUUGGUGCGCACCAAGACUGCUGGGCAAGCCGCCCAGCAACAGCAACAGCAACAGCAGCAACAGCAACAGCAACAGCAGCAACAGCAACAGCAGCAACAGCAGCAACAGCAACAGCAGCAGCAGCAACAACAACAACAACAACAACAACAACAACAACAGCAACAACAACAGCAGCAACACCAACUGCAUGGACAACAUGGACAGCCGCAAGGCCAUCAACAUGGCGCUCAAGGACUCCACUCUCGAUCCGGAUCUGCCAUUCCAAUGACCACUUGAUGCUCUUCUCAAUUUUUUUU